AUGACUUUCAUCAGAGAAAACUGUCUUUGUUCUAUCUGCGGUGACAUACUUGACGAUGCGGUCGAACUGAAAUCGUGUCAGCACUACUUUUGUCACAGCUGCAUUUUUCAAUGGGAUAAGACUCAGAAAACAGCGAACAAGGUUUGCCCUGAAUGCCGGACUGCCUAUAAAUUCUCGGAUCGUCAACGUCCGCCGAGGAUUUUUCGCAAAAUUCUUUGCGAUUUGCAACUCGCGUGCCCGAAUGCGCUCUGUACGAUAGUGACGAAUUACGAUAACUUUAAGAAACACCAAAACGUCUGCGAAUGUAGAAAGGAACAGUGCGACUUUUGCGAGGAGGUUCUUCCGAAGAAAGACAUUCCGCAGCACUUGGAGGACUGUCCUAAGUACUUGAAAACGAUCAUCGACAAUCUUUCUAUGAAAAACGAUGAGUUGACAGAGUCGAUCGCAGCAUUGAGAAUCAAACUUGCCAAUUCUCAAGCUUGUGGAUACGAAAAAUGGAUCGAAACAAAGAUAAAUGACUGCGUGCGAUACAAACGACCUGCCAAACUGAAAAUUCUGAUGAAUUGGCCGACCGAAUCGAACCACGAAGUCAUUAACAGCACUGAAAAAUCAGUCAACAUUUCAAACUUUUCAAGUUGGUUCAAUUUUGAAGGCGGGAAAUUACGUCUAAUGGCGAUGGUGAAUAUUGACGAGAAGGGCAUUGAGCAUAAAUUUGUCGCGAUGGAGAUCAUCUGCGCGGAAUCGACGCAGACAGCUCACGCAGUGUGGAAAAUGACAUUAUCUUCUGCGGACAGAGUCAUUCUCUCGACAAAAAUAUUCAAGGUAAAAAGCGAAGAAGCUCACAACUAA
Oikopleura dioica is the source of this 849-nucleotide messenger RNA. The record is from the annotation of a GenBank genome assembly. Lineage: Eukaryota; Metazoa; Chordata; Appendicularia; Copelata; Oikopleuridae.